AUGAUGUCUGGGACAUGGGAGUUCAUCAAAAGGCACAAAGGCAAGAUUAUUGCCGGAAGUGUUCUGGUGAGCGGAGCCGUUGCUUAUGCUUUUCACUCUAAAGAACAAUCUCAGCGCCAGCGGCUGACGUCCUUGAGGUUCAAUGAGGACAGUUUGAAGUUUAAGCAGCUCGUGCUUGUGUUAACAUUUGCUGCUUCGAAUCUUAUAUUCGUUGCUGGAGAUGCUGCUCUGUUCAACUACUCCACUUCGCAAAACAUACAACGCUUGGGUUUUGAAUCAGAGAAUCCCUGCAAGGUGCUCGUCAUAACUGUCUACAAUGCGCAGUAUCCCAUUGAUGUUCAUGUCAUUCACCAGAUCUGCGAACCGCAUGCAAAGGUGUUGAGGAUAGCGAUUGUUCGAAAGUCUAUGAUGCAAGCUUUAGUCGAGUUUGAAAGUGCCGAGAAUGCGAAGAAGGUCAAGCAUGCAAUCAAUGGUGCAGAUAUCUAUUCGGGAUGUUGUACGUUGAAAGUGGAGUUCGCUAAGCCGGAAUACGUGAAAGUCACCCGUCAAGAUUCUGAUCAGUGGGACUUCACGCUA
Molecule: messenger RNA, 576 nt
Organism: Ostertagia ostertagi
Lineage: Eukaryota; Metazoa; Nematoda; Chromadorea; Rhabditida; Trichostrongylidae
Source: the annotation of a GenBank genome assembly